This is a messenger RNA of Melanotaenia boesemani (Boeseman's rainbowfish), 3080 nucleotides long. Its product is annotated as atrial natriuretic peptide-converting enzyme-like. The coding region runs from base 39 to 2378 and encodes 779 amino acids. Gene Ontology annotation, biological process: non-canonical Wnt signaling pathway; canonical Wnt signaling pathway. The record is from RefSeq and is a predicted model, not a curated record. Gene Ontology annotation, molecular function: Wnt receptor activity; Wnt-protein binding. Gene Ontology annotation, cellular component: plasma membrane. The transcript has 13 exons. NCBI's taxonomy places the organism in Eukaryota, Metazoa, Chordata, Actinopteri, Atheriniformes, Melanotaeniidae.
GUGAGUCCAAACUAAGAGCAAAAUGGUUAUUUUGGCCCAUGAGGCUUCGGUGCGAAUCUCUACCAGAGUCCAACUGUGUACAGGGUCAAGCCAUCACUGCAACUCAGGCCCCCCCUGCAAUAUGUCAGCCGAUCACUGUCCCUCUUUGCAAAGAUCUACCUCACACCGAGACCAUCCUGCCCAAUAUUUUAGGUCACAAAACUCAGGAGGAGGCCGGCCUUGGGAUACAUCAGUUUUUGCCACUUGUAAAUGCUGAAUGCUCCCCUUAUUUAAAACCUUUCUUGUGCUCAGUCUACGUGCCUAAAUGUGUCUCAGAGAGACCUCAGCCUCCCUGCAGAACACUGUGUGAGCAGGCGAGGUCUGGCUGUGCAUCACUGAUGAGCAGUUUUGGCUUUCAAUGGCCUGAUUCCUUCAGGUGUGAAGCAUUUACCACAGAAUCGUGUGAACAGGCACAAAACUCAAGAAAUGACAGGACAAGCUGCAAGCCAGUAACAUCCAGCUUCUGUCAAGGUUUGGGAUACACAACUACCCUUCAUCCGAGCGGAGUCCAAGGCUACAACCUGCAGCAAAUUGGUCAGAUGGUGGAGACGGCCUGUUCACCACACAUCGCCACACUCAUGUGUCGUGUUGUUGUGCCUGAAUGCAACUCAGAGGACGACAGUCGCAAGAAACCGUGCAGAGCUCUCUGUGAAAAAGUCAAGAAAGAUUGUGAGUCCACACUAAGAAUAAAAAGGCUGACCUGGCCAAUGAAGCUCCGGUGUGAUUCUUUACCAGAGUCCAACUGUGUACAGGUUCCGUCCAUCCCUGUCAAUCCUGUUCCAUCUCAAAGGGAAAGCACCCCUGCAGCAUGUCAAGCAAUCACUUUGCGUGCAUGUGAAGAUCAGCCUUAUUCAGAGACCAUCCUGCCCAAUAUUCUAGGUCAUGACACACAGGUGGAAGCUGGCCUUGAGAUUCAUCAGUUUUACCCAUUUAUAGAAGUGGAAUGCUCUCGGCAUCUGAAGCCUUUCUUGUGCUCAGUCUAUGUGCCUAAAUGUGUCUCAGGAAGACUUCAGCCUCCCUGCAGAUUACUCUGUGAGCUGGCGAGGUCUGGCUGUGCAACACUGAUGAACAAUUUUGGCUUUCAUUGGCCUGAGUCCUUGAAGUGUGAAGCCUUCACCACAGAGUCAUGUGGACAAACUCCAUUCAUCGGUGGUCCUGAAACAUUCCCAUCAACAUGCCAGGCUAUUACCAUUCCUUUCUGCAAAGACCUGCCUUACACAGAAACUGCUCUGCCCGGAGUUACUGGCCACAAAACACAGGAAGAUGCCAGCCUGAUAUUAAAUACCUUCACACCACUUGUACAGUUUGGAUGCUCCUCUCAUUUAAAGCCUUUCCUAUGCUCUGUGUACCUUCCCAAAUGUGUGUCUGGGAAAGCUCAACCUCCAUGCAGAACGCUCUGUGAGCAGGUACGAGCAAGCUGUGAGCCACUGAUGAACAGGUUUGGCUUCUCGUGGCCUGAAACCCUCAACUGUGUGGCAUUUAGCACCGAGUCCUGUGAACAGUAUGGAGUGAGCACCAGUGGAGGAAUCUGUGAGCCAAUCAGCAUACCCGUGUGCCAAGGCUUGUCUUACAACCAGACCAUUGUUCCAAAUCUCCUGGGCCACAAAAGCCAAAGAGAAGCAGUCUCAAAGAUGUCCUUUUUCAACUCAAUGGUGCAGGCCGUGUGCUCAACAGACAUUCGCCUCUUCUUGUGUAGGGUGUACGCCCCACAGUGCAUUGAAGGGAAGGUGCAGAUGCCCUGCAGGUCUUUCUGUGAAAAAGCCAAACGGGACUGUGAAAGUCUAAUGAACAGUUUUGGCGUCUCCUGGCCUGAAGAGCUGCAGUGUAAAUCAUUCCCAGAGGAAAUGUGUAUAUCUGAAGAAAGCAGAGCAGAGAUGCUGAAGGCUGAAGAUGUUCUUGCUAAACUUAAAUUUGGUGGAUAUACUGUUCGUGGCAAAUCUCUUACUCUCAGGACGGCCCGCCUGCUUUUGAUUCUCAUGGAUGCAGACAAAACGGGAGACCUGAAUGUGGUGGAGCUGUUCAAACUGGAGCAUUAUGUGGCUAUUAUCAGGAGAGAUUAUGUGGAGAAAUACGAGAGCACAAAUCCACCCGCUGUCACACAGACCCAAAUGAAGAAGACAUUUGACACCUAUGAUUUUCACGUAGAUGAGGAAACUUUCAGAGCUCUGUGGUUUGAAUACCACUCCCAAGGUGGGAUUGACUAUGACAACUAUAUGGCAGUCCUCACUAGACUUCACAUCCUCAAAGGUCGUUUCCAAGCCCAUCUGCAAAAUUUGCCUUGUGACUGCCAGGUUGCCAGCUUCUCCUUCAAACAGUUCAUGAAAUCAGCCAUAAUCUGAGGAUCGACGGACCUCAAUGAACCUCUGAACCGUUUAGGGCAGAAUUACACUACUUGCAGUGUGUAUUAAUUAUUUUCAGCAACAUAUUUUAAUAGUUAGUAUUUUUAGUUAGUUUUUUAAUAGUUUGUAUUCUUUUUUUUAAAAAGAAGAGAAUAAGCAACUGAGCUUUUUCAUUACGAAGUCAGUCAUAAUUCACAACGUUUAUCUGUGUGUUUGUAUCAUCAGUAGUUAUAUAGCCUAUGUAGGCAUAGAUGUUCUAUGAAAAUGUCAAAUAUUGUAGUACUUCAGACUUAGAAGAUGUUUAAAUAUCUAAAAAGAAAAACAAAUCACAUUUUCUAUAUUAUUUUUCUUAGAUGCGUACAUUUAUCUACAUAUAUACCAGAAGACAGAAUCUUCCAUGAAUGUUGACAUUUUACUUUUGAUUUUUUUUUCUUUAAAUUUCCCUGAAUGUAAGAAAAAAUAAACAUAUAGUCCUCUGAGGAAACCAAGUGAAACAAAAAACUUAUUAGGCCAGGACCUUAAAGGAGUGUUCCAUCACCCUUAAGUUUGAUCGUAAGAGGAAAGUUAAAGACAAAGAACUAAUUAUUUAUAGCUUCCAGGGCGGUGCAAAGACAAGCUAAAUAAAGAGCCUUAACUUUCCCUGCAUCUCAUUAUAUGAAACACAUUUGAAAAAAAAAAAAUAAAUAAAUAAAAAAAAAAAAA